UCCGGGUCGGUUGGCCUGCCUCGAAGUCACACGCCUGACCCGAAGACUGACAGAUCUACCCGCGGUCCCCACAGCUCACAGCCCGGCGUGACUGUCCAUGCGUCCGGCGCUCGCUCAUCUCGCGUGUGUCCGCUGGAGAGUCGGGUUUUAGGGCCGUCUGGGUCUCCCGGCACUUCUCACUGUACCACUGUACCGGUAGCGGUGGAUUAUCCGAUGUGUUGUUAUCAGACCAGAGCAGGUGAGGGACAGAAUCAGGUCCAUUUCUGCUCAUCACACAUCAGAGCCUGUAUGCGUGUCGCCCAUGGGUAUUCAUUAUUUACUUCCUGGAUGACUGGCAGAAUGAGGAUGAACUCUGGACUGCCUCUCGGGAUGACAAAAGGCUGCUGGAUGGUAAAUGUCAGCCGGCAGUGCUCUCACGGAUCCGUUGGGUUAUUCGUACCACCGAGUCCUCCUCCGGACCCUGAGAAAGUCAAAGAGUUACAACGCUUCAUCAGCCUUUCCAAGAGACUCCUGGUGAUGACUGGGGCAGGAAUCUCCACCGAGUCGGGGAUCCCGGACUACAGGUCAGAAAAGGUGGGACUUUAUGCCCGCACUGACCGGCGACCCAUCCAGCACAGGGAUUUUGUCCGGAGUGCACCCAUCCGCCAGCGAUACUGGGCGAGAAACUUUGUGGGCUGGCCCCAGUUCUCCUCCCACCAGCCUAACCCUGCACACUGGGCUCUGAGCAACUGGGAGAGACUCGGAAAGCUGUACUGGUUGGUGACCCAAAAUGUGGAUGCCUUGCACAGUAAGGCGGGGAGUCGGCGCCUGACCGAACUCCACGGAUGCAUGCACAGGGUCCUCUGCUUGGAUUGUGGUGAACAGAUACCACGUGGGGUGCUGCAGGAGCGCUUUGAGGUCCUGAACCCCACCUGGAGUGUGGAGGCCCAUGGCGUGGCUCCCGAUGGUGACGUCUUUCUCACCGACGAGCAGGUUCAGAGCUUUCAGGUGGCAUCCUGUGCUCGAUGUGGGGGCCCUCUGAAACCAGAUGUUGUUUUCUUUGGGGACACAGUGAACCAUGACAAGGUGGACUUCGUGCACAGGCGUGUAAAGGAAGCCGACUCCCUCUUGGUGGUGGGAUCGUCCCUGCAGGUGUACUCUGGCUAUAGGUUUAUCCUCACUGCCCGGGAGAAGAAGCUCCCAAUCGCUAUACUGAAUAUUGGACCCACACGGUCAGACAACCUGGCCUGCCUGAAACUCGAUUCACGCUGCGGAGAGUUGCUGCCUUUGAUUGACCCGCACUGACCACAGCCUGAUGCUCCUGAACCAGCAACUGGGCUUUCACUUGAAUCCUGGGGCUAAAGAAGGAUAAUGUACCGACGUCGUAACAAAGUUUAAGGGAGGCACAUCUCACACAGCUGUGUGAACACCCAAUCAUCAUGCUUAUGAACCGGAAAAGGAUCGCCAAUCACUUUUUAAACAGACUUUUAAUGAGCAGUUUUAGAUUCACAGCAAAUGGAACAGAAAGCAGGAGUUCUUAUGUACCCACUGUCCCCUCUACUCACAUGGUAUUCAUAUUUACCUCUGGAGGGACAUCUUAUUUGCUCCCAAGUUUUUGGCCUUAUGAAUAAAGCUGCUAUAAACAUGUGUGUGCAGGGUUUUGUGUAGAUGUGUUUUCACAAACUCAUUUGGGUAAAUACCAAGGAGUGAGAUUUGCUGGAAUAUGUGAGAUAAAAGCAUGUCGAGUUUUGUAAGAAACUACCAGAGUUCCUGAGUGGCUGCACUUUUCCUACCAGCAAUGAAUGAGAGUUCUGGUACAAGCACUGUUAAAAAACAUCU
Molecule: messenger RNA, 1818 nt
Organism: Talpa occidentalis (Iberian mole)
Lineage: Eukaryota; Metazoa; Chordata; Mammalia; Eulipotyphla; Talpidae
Gene: SIRT4
Product: sirtuin 4
Exons: 6
Coding region: 214-1284 (356 amino acids)
Molecular function (GO): NAD-dependent protein lysine deacetylase activity; NAD+ binding
Source: RefSeq, a predicted model, not a curated record